Messenger RNA from Onychostoma macrolepis, 4376 nucleotides. RefSeq names its product ATPase Na+/K+ transporting subunit alpha 1b (gene atp1a1b). Gene Ontology annotation, cellular component: membrane. Gene Ontology annotation, molecular function: ATP hydrolysis activity; P-type sodium:potassium-exchanging transporter activity; ATP binding. The transcript is spliced from 22 exons. NCBI's taxonomy places the organism in Eukaryota, Metazoa, Chordata, Actinopteri, Cypriniformes, Cyprinidae. The record is from RefSeq and is a predicted model, not a curated record. Gene Ontology annotation, biological process: proton transmembrane transport; sodium ion export across plasma membrane; intracellular potassium ion homeostasis. Bases 142 to 3219 code for a protein of 1025 amino acids.
GUUUCUACACAAACGUGUGAUUGAGACUCAUAUGAGUUGAGCUGCAGCAGAGCCGCUGAUGAUCUGAUGCUCUGCUCCACGCGCUUGAAAAAGCCUUUGAAAGUGAACGUAAAGUAGCACAGCCGCCGUUCACAAGCAAAAAUGGGAGUUGGGGAUGGACGGGACCAGUAUGAGCUGGCGGCAACGUCAGAGCAAGGAGCAAAGAAAAAGAACAAAAACAAGAAGAAGGAAAAAGAUAUGGAUGAACUGAAAAAGGAAGUGGAUUUGGAUGAUCACAAACUGACUUUGGAAGAGCUCCACCGUAAAUAUGGUACAGACUUGAGCAGAGGUCUCACAAGUGCUCGUGCAGCAGAGAUUCUGGCCCGUGAUGGACCUAAUGCCCUCACUCCACCUCCAACCACCCCAGAGUGGGUGAAGUUCUGUAAGCAGAUGUUUGGAGGUUUCUCCAUGCUGUUGUGGACUGGUGCCGUUCUCUGCUUUCUUGCGUAUGGCAUUCAGGCUGCAAUGGAAGAUGAGCCAGCUAAUGACAAUCUGUAUUUGGGAGUUGUGCUAUCAGCUGUGGUGAUCAUCACUGGAUGUUUCUCAUACUAUCAAGAGGCUAAGAGCUCAAAAAUUAUGGACUCCUUCAAGAAUUUGGUUCCCCAGCAAGCAUUGGUUGUCCGUGAUGGGGAGAAGAGCCAUAUCAAUGCUGAAGAUGUGGUGGUUGGUGAUCUGGUGGAGGUAAAAGGUGGUGACAGGAUCCCUGCUGACCUGAGAAUCAUAGCCUCACAUGGCUGCAAGGUGGAUAACUCCUCUCUGACUGGAGAAUCAGAGCCUCAGACACGGUCCCCGGACUUCUCAAAUGAUAAUCCUCUAGAGACCAGGAAUAUUGCUUUCUUCUCCACCAACUGUGUAGAAGGUACUGCACGUGGCAUCGUCAUCAGCACCGGAGACCAUACAGUCAUGGGCCGAAUCGCGACACUUGCAUCUGGACUAGAGGUCGGGCGCACCCCCAUCUCCAUUGAGAUUGAGCACUUCAUCCACAUCAUCACAGGCGUGGCUGUCUUCCUGGGCGUCUCUUUCUUUAUUCUGUCUCUCGUUCUUGGUUACUCCUGGUUGGAAGCUGUUAUCUUUCUUAUUGGCAUCAUUGUGGCCAAUGUGCCUGAAGGCCUUCUUGCUACAGUCACGGUUUGUCUCACCCUCACAGCGAAACGCAUGGCUAAGAAAAACUGUUUGGUUAAGAACCUUGAGGCUGUUGAAACACUGGGCUCAACCUCAACCAUCUGUUCUGAUAAAACUGGCACAUUAACGCAGAAUCGCAUGACCGUAGCCCACAUGUGGUUUGAUAACCAGAUCCAUGAGGCUGACACCACAGAGAAUCAGAGCGGGACAUCCUUUGACCGCAGCUCGGCCACCUGGGCAUCAUUGGCUCGUGUUGCUGGGCUCUGCAACAGGGCUGUGUUCCUGGCAGAGCAGACAGAUGUGCCAAUUCUAAAGAGAGAUGUUGCUGGGGAUGCGUCUGAAUCUGCACUGUUGAAAUGCAUUGAGCUUUGCUGUGGAUCAGUGAAAGAAAUGAGAGACAACUACACCAAAGUGGCAGAAAUCCCUUUCAAUUCGACAAACAAAUAUCAGCUGUCAGUGCACAAUAACCCAAAUGGUGGCACAGAGUCUAAACACCUGCUAGUGAUGAAAGGAGCCCCAGAGAGAAUCCUGGACCGCUGUGCUACUAUAUUGAUGCAAGGCAAGGAGCAACCUUUGGAUGAUGAAAUGAAAGAAUCCUUUCAGAAUGCUUAUCUGGAGCUCGGGGGACUUGGAGAAAGAGUUUUAGGAUUCUGUCAUUUCUACCUCCCUGAUGAACAGUUUCCAGAAGGCUUCCAGUUUGAUACGGAGGAUGUAAAUUUCCCUACUGAGAAUCUGUGCUUUGUGGGUCUGAUGUCAAUGAUCGACCCUCCACGUGCUGCUGUACCUGAUGCUGUGGGCAAAUGCAGAAGUGCAGGAAUCAAGGUUAUCAUGGUAACCGGUGACCAUCCAAUCACUGCCAAAGCCAUAGCAAAGGGUGUUGGGAUUAUUUCUGAGGGUAAUGAGACUGUGGAAGACAUUGCUGCUCGCUUGAAUAUCCCUGUCAAUGAGGUCAAUCCCAGAGAUGCAAAGGCAUGUGUGGUUCACGGUGGAGACCUGAAGGACCUCACAGCUGAACAGCUAGAUGACAUUCUGAAGUACCACACAGAAAUUGUGUUUGCCAGAACAUCACCACAGCAGAAACUGAUUAUUGUUGAGGGGUGUCAGCGACAGGGAGCCAUAGUGGCUGUAACAGGGGAUGGUGUGAAUGAUUCUCCAGCACUGAAGAAGGCUGAUAUUGGUGUUGCUAUGGGCAUUGCUGGCUCAGACGUGUCCAAACAGGCUGCUGACAUGAUCCUCCUGGAUGACAACUUUGCCUCAAUUGUCACAGGCGUAGAGGAAGGCCGUCUGAUCUUUGACAACUUGAAGAAGUCCAUUGCUUACACCCUGACCAGUAACAUCCCUGAGAUCACACCCUUCCUGUUCUUCAUUAUCGCCAACAUCCCCUUGCCUCUAGGAACUGUGACCAUUCUGUGUAUCGACCUGGGAACAGACAUGGCCCCUGCUAUUUCUCUGGCAUACGAGGCUGCUGAGAGUGAUAUCAUGAAGAGACAGCCCAGAAACCCUAAAACAGACAAGCUGGUGAAUGAAAGACUUAUUAGCAUUGCAUAUGGCCAGAUAGGUAUGAUUCAGGCUCUCGCUGGAUUUUUCACAUACUUUGUCAUUCUUGCUGAAAAUGGCUUUUUACCGUCAAGACUACUAGGAAUUCGUGUAUAUUGGGAUGACAAGCAUAUUAAUGAUCUGGAGGACAGUUAUGGGCAACAGUGGACAUACGAACAGAGAAAGAUUGUGGAGUUCACGUGCCACACAGCGUUCUUCGCCAGCAUUGUGGUCGUGCAGUGGGCUGAUCUGAUUAUCUGUAAGACCAGACGUAAUUCUGUCUUCCAGCAGGGAAUGAAGAACAAAAUCCUGAUCUUUGGAUUGUUCGAGGAAACAGCACUGGCGGCUUUCUUGUCUUAUUGCCCUGGCAUGGAUGUGGCUCUCAGAAUGUACCCGCUCAAGCCCAACUGGUGGUUCUGUGCCUUCCCGUACUCUCUUCUCAUCUUUAUUUAUGAUGAAAUCAGAAAGCUCAUCCUUAGACGGAACCCCGGAGGUUGGGUGGAAAGAGAGACGUACUACUAGACGUCUAUAGUGUUAGAACUACUUCAGUGUGUUAUCUUUGUGGCGUUACAGUAGAUUUGCUAUUCUGAAUUUAACCUGUAAAUUUUAAAAUAUUUUUAUAUAGAAUAGUUGCAGUACUAAAAUCCUGCUGCCAUGCUUAAGAUAGACUUGAAAAAAAGUUUUUAAUUGUGUAACUUGAAUAAACUGUCAAUUUGACUAAAAUGUGGUCUCAUUCAAUAACUUGAUGUUGUUGCUGAUCUGUACUACGUAUCCUAGUGUAAUUCAUAGAAGUUCAUUUUUACCUGUGUAUAAAUGUAUCCUUCUAAAUUUAAAUGUUUUAAGAAACACAUAGAAUAUACUUGACAGAAGCAGUGCAAAAAAUAAGAGACAGAACGAGGAUAGGUAGAAUUUGUUUUUUUUUUCAUUUAACUUGCUCACUGGAUGGUUCUUUCAAGAUGGCUAAGAGCCUAGUAACCAGAAUAAUAGAAUCAUGUUGGCAUGGAUACAGCAGUAGUCCUAAACUAUUUCAUUCAGAAUUGAAGGAACAGAAUGUGCCUCUAUUUUCCUCUCUGUCCUUCAUUCAUUUAGAGGCCACUGGAAUGUUAAGCCACUCUCUGCUUUUUGUUAUCCUGCAGUGGUGUUUCCGUUGAUUUGGCGCAAUACAUUCACCAAAAGUUAAGCAAACCACUCAUUUUCCCACGUAAGAUAAUUCAACUACUUUUCUAACUGCCUCAUAAAUCGUGACUGUAUUGUACUAUGUGCUGUAUGAUUCGUUUUCAGUAUGAGCAACAUGAAAUGGCAGUGACACAUUUCCCCUUUCAACUUCUCGAUCAAUACUAUUCAGCCCACUGUAGAUUGUGAUUCAUCAAUAUAUUAGUGCGUAGUGCAUGCUAUUCUUUUUUUUUUUCCUUUCUUUCUUUUUUUGGCAGUCAAAUAAAAUGCUAAAAUGAUCUCAGUCAGACUUUGUUGUGAAUGUAAGUAACAACUCAUUUUGGCAUAUUCAGUCUAACAGAAACAGUAGUUGAAUAUAAACUGUAAAGCUUAUAUUUUGUUAAGAAUUUUGUUGGGUAUCAAGGUCAUGUCUCUGUAAGCAAGGAAAAAUACAACAAAUAUAUGUGAACAGAUUUAUAUUUAUGUACCCGUACUGAUUAAAAAUGUUAUGACUCUCAUAGGGAUUU